Molecule: messenger RNA, 1299 nt
Organism: Maudiozyma barnettii
Lineage: Eukaryota; Fungi; Ascomycota; Saccharomycetes; Saccharomycetales; Saccharomycetaceae
Gene: RBS1
Product: Rbs1p
Exons: 1
Coding region: 1-1299 (432 amino acids)
Molecular function (GO): nucleic acid binding
Source: RefSeq, a predicted model, not a curated record
AUGAGCAACAAAAUCGAAUACCAUACUAAUGCCACCCAAAAUGAUGGUCAAUCGGAUAACAAUACUUCUGAAUAUUGUACCAAUGGUAUAGCAACACCUCUCCUACUAGCUUUAUUUACAAGACCACUUGAUCGAAAAUUUAUUAUAGAGUUAGAAAGUAAUAUUUCAGGAUUUAUUGAUUCAGAUGCAAGAACUGUUAAUCUUGAUACGAUGAACUCAUACCACAGAUUUCUUUCUUAUAAGGUUGCCGAUUACCACGAACUGAAGCAUACUAUAUUGCGAAAAGAUGAAACUCCUGCCAUUGUACUUUAUAAAGAUACAAUUGCACCAAUGACUAUGAAACUCCCAUUACUUAAAGACUUGAAGCAAGAGGAUUUUAGUACGGAAAUAUUAUCAGCAACUUUAGAGAAAGUUACACUGAAUGAUUCUAAUGAUUCUGAUACACAAUUGUCGGCCAAAAACUUAAUUUUGAAAAAUAAGAAGGUCAAACUUUUGAAAAGAAGUGGAAAACGAUUAUCUAUCGAAGAAAAUGAUAAAAAUAAGAAGGAUAUCCCAAGUAUUCAGAAGUUAGAGACUGUAGAAGUUUUAUCAAAUAAUUUAAGUCAGGACUCGAUUAGUAGUCUCGAAGAACAACGACUGCAAAAGGAAAAAGAAUACGAAGAAACAAAACUAAAAAUAUUUAAUGAUAACCAAGAUAUAAAUAGUCAUGAUGAAGAUUGCGAUGAUUAUAAAGAAAGUUGUAAAGAAGUAAAUUCUAAUUUAACAAGAGAGAAGAGUGAAAGAGAUAUAGAAGAGCAUAUAUGGGGUCAGGUAGAAGGAUCGAUACCCAAUAUAGGUACUAAUGAUUCGCCUCAAUAUUACAAAUCAAAACCUUCGAAGUGGACUAGCGACAUAAAGAAUUCUAAGUACAAUAAUUAUAAUUGUAGACAAGAUACUGGAUACUCAGGUGGAAUGCCUCUUAAUCCAAUGUAUCCAUCUUACCCGACGCAUAAUGAAUAUCAAGGAUAUCCAUUAGGAACAGUAGAUCUACAAUAUAUGCAACAGAUAAUGUUUUCACCUCCGCUUAAUGGUUAUAAUUUUCAAAACCCCGUUCCAUAUAUGAGCUAUCAACCUCAACAGCGGAAUACCAUGUAUAAUGGGUAUAAUAUUCCGAUAAAUGGUUACGGAGUUCCAUAUAAUAGGCCUCCUCCUUCUUCUUCUUCUUCUUCUUCUUCUUCCUUCAACAAGAAUCAAUCAAAAAAGAAAAUUUACGGCAAUGACACUAGGACUCCGUCAGGAAACGGUUAUCCAAACGAAUAA